GCUGUUUUUCGAUGCCGAGGGAGAGAAGGGCAGGGGAGAGGGAGAGAAGGGCAGGGGGAAAGGGAGAGAAGGGCAGGGGGAAAGGGAGAGAAGGGCAGGAGGAAAGGGAGAGGAGGGCAGGGGGAAAGGGAGAGAAGGGCAGGGGGAAAGGGAGAGAAGGGCAGGAGGAAAGGGAGAGGAGGGGAGGGGGAAAGGGAGAGGAGGGCACGGGGAAAGGGAGAGAAGGGCAGGAGGAAAGGGAGAGAAGGGCAGGGGAAAGGGAGAGAAGGGCAGGGGGAAAGGGAGAGAAGGGCAGGAGGAAAGGGAGAGGAGGGGAGGGGGAAAGGGAGAGGAGGGGAGGGGGAAAGGGAGAGGAGGGCACGGGGAAAGGGAGAAAAGGGCAGGGGGAGAGGGAGAGAAGGGCAGGGGGAAAGGGAGAGAAGGGCAGGGGAAAGGGAGAGAAGGGCAGGAGGAAAGGGAGAGGAGGGCAGGGGGAAAGGGAGAGAAGGGGAGGGGAAAGGGAGAGGAGGGCAGGAGGAAAGGGAGAGAAGGGCAGGAGGAAAGGGAGAGGAGGGCAGGGGGAAAGGGAGAGAAGGGCACGGGGAAAGGGAGAGAAGGGCAGGAGGAAAGGGAGAGGGGGGAGGGGGAAAGGGAGAGGAGGGCACGGGGAAAGGGAGAGAAGGGCAGGAGGAAAGGGAGAGGAGGGCAGGGGGAAAGGGGAGAAGGGCAGGGGGAAAGGGAGAGAAGGGCAGGAGGAAAGGGAGAGGAGGGCAGGGGGAAAGGGAGAGGAGGGGAGGGGGAAAGGGAGAGAAGGGCAGGGGAGAGGGAGAGAAGGGCAGGGGGAAAGGGAGAGGAGGGCACGGGGAAAGGGAGAGAAGGGCAGGGGGAAAAGGAGAGAAGGGAAGGGGGAAAGGGAGAGAAGGGCAGGGGGAAAGGGAGAGAAGGGCAGGGGGAAAGGGGAGAGAAGGGCAGGAGGAAAUGGAGAGGAGGGCAGGGGGAAAGGGAGAGGAGAGGAGGGGGAAAGGGAGAGGAGGGCACGGGGAAAAGGAGAGGAGGGCAGAGGGAAAGGGAGAGGAGGGCAGGGGGAAAGGGAGAGAAGGGCAGUGGGAAAGGGCGAGGAGGGGAGGGGAAAUGGAGAGGAGGGCAGGGGGAAGGGGAGAGGAUGGCAGGGAGAAAGGGAGUGGAGGGCAGGGGGAAAGGGAGAGGAGGGCAGGGGGAAGGGAGAGGAAGGGGAGGGGGAGGGUUUAGGAGGGCAGGGAGAAAUGGAGAGGAGGGCAGGGGGAAAUGGAGAGGAGGGCAGGGGGAAACGGAGAGAAGGGCAGGGGAAAGGAGAGGAAGGCAGGGGGAAAGGGAGAGGCGGGCAGGGGGAAAGGGAGAGAAGGCAGGAGGAAAGGGAGAGAAGGGCAGGAGGAAAGGGAGAGGAGGGCAGGGGGAAAGGGAGAGAAGGGCAGGGGAAAGGGAGAGAAGGGCAGGGAGAAAGGGAGAAAAGGGCAGGAGGAAAGGGAGAGGAGGGCAGGGGUAUAGGGAGAGAAGGGGAGGGGAAAGGGCGAGGAGGGGAGGGGGAAAUGGAGAGGAGGGCAGGGGGAAAGGGGGAGAGAAGGGCAGGGGAAAGGGAGAAGAGGGCACGGCCAAAGGGAGAGAAGGGCAGGGGGAAAGGGAGAGAAGGGCAGGGGGAAAGGGAGAGAAGCGCAGGGGGAAAGGGAGAGAAGGGCAGGAGGAAAAGGAGAGGCGGGCAGGGGGAAAGGGAGAGAAGGGCAGUGGGAAAGGGGAGAGAAGGGCAGGAGGAAAUGGAGAGGAGGCCAGGGGGAAAGGGAGAGGAGGGAGGGGGAAAGGGAGAGGAGGGCACGGGGAAAGGGAGAGGAGGGCAGAGGGAAAGGGAGAGGAGGGCAGGGGGAAAGGGAGAGAAGGGCAGUGGGAAAGGGCGAGGAGGGGGGGGAAAUGGAGAGGAGGGCAGGGGAAAGGGAGAGGAGGGCAGGGGAAAGGGAGAGGAGGGCAGGGGGAAGGGAGAGGAAGGGGAGGGGGAGGGGUUUAGGAGGGCAGGGAGAAAUGGAGAGGAGGGCAGGGGAAAUGGAGAGGAGGGCAGGGGAAACGGAGAGAAGGGCAGGGGGAAAGGGAGAGGAAGGCAGGCGAGGGGGAAAGGAGAGAGGCGGGCAGGGGAAGGAGGGAGAGAAGGGCAGGAGGAAAGGGAGAGAAGGGCAGGAGGAAAGGGAGAGGAGGGCAGGGGGAAAGGGAGAGAAGGGCAGGGGAAAGGGAGAGAAGGGCAGGAGGAAAGGGAGAGGAGGGCAGGGGAAAGGGAGAGGAGGGCACGGGGAAAGGGAGAGAAGGGCAGGGGAGAGGGAGAGAAGGGCAGGGGGAAAGGGAGAGAAGGGCAGGGAGAAAGGGAGAAAAGGGCAGGAGGAAAGGGAGAGGAGGGCAGGGGUAAAGGGAGAGAAGGGGAGGGGGAAAGGGCGAGGAGGGAGGGGGAAAUGGAGAGGAGGGCAGGGGUAAGGGGAGAGGAUGGCAGGGAGAAAGGGAGUGGAGGGCAGGGGAAAGGGAGAGGAGGGCAGGGGGAUAGGGAGAGAAGGGCAGGGGAAAGGGAGAGAAGGGCAGGGGGAAAGGGAGAGGAGGGCAGGGGGAAAGGGAGAGCAGGGCAGAGGGAAAUGGAAAGAAGGCCAGGGGGAAAGGGAGAGGAGGGCAGGGGGAAAGGGAGAGGAGGGCACGGGGAAAGGGAGAGAAGGGCAGGGGGAAAGGGAGAGGAGGGCAGGGGAAAGGGAGAGCAGGGCAGGGGGAAGGGAGAGGAAGGGGAGGGGAAGGGGUUUAGGAGGGCAGGGGGAAAUGGAGAGGAGGGCAGGGGAAACGGAGAGAAGGGCAGGGGGAAAGGGAGAGGAAGGCAGGGGAAAGGGAGAGGCGGGCAGGGGAAAGGGAGAGGAGGGGGGGGAAAGGGAGAGGAGGGCACGGAGAAAGGGAGAGAAGGGCAGGGGGAAAGGGAGAGGAGGGCAGGGGGAAAGGGAGAGCAGGGCAGGGGGAAGGGAGAGGAAGGGGAGGGGAAGGGUGGAUGAUAGCGAGAGCAAUUCUCACCUCCA
Molecule: messenger RNA, 3041 nt
Organism: Closterium sp. NIES-67
Lineage: Eukaryota; Viridiplantae; Streptophyta; Zygnematophyceae; Desmidiales; Closteriaceae
Source: the annotation of a GenBank genome assembly